Molecule: messenger RNA, 1323 nt
Organism: Emericellopsis cladophorae
Lineage: Eukaryota; Fungi; Ascomycota; Sordariomycetes; Hypocreales; Bionectriaceae
Exons: 1
Coding region: 1-1323 (440 amino acids)
Source: RefSeq, a predicted model, not a curated record
AUGUUAGCGAGCCCCCCGGUAUCCACGUCUACUCCUGUCCAGGGGCCGCCGGACCUCGACAACACCCAACAAACGCGCAACGACACGCGAAAUCCCAAGGGCACAAAAGAGAGACCAAGGCUAUCCACCUGCACCGUCACAGAGACCGGCUCGCCCAAGAUCCAGUCACCCCUACGAAAUUCAAUAUCUGUUGCGACCGAGGACAUUGUGCCAAGCGCGAGUCGAUCGCCCACUUGUAGGGGAAGGCUUGACUUUACAAACACCAAGGUCGGAGGCGCCAUGUCUUUCACCGGUGAUUCAAGCAGAACGACGCCUUGGAGGAGCGGGAGUCUCCAGGGGGCCGAUAUGAUGGACACGCCAUCGCCAGCAACGCCAAAACCCGCCGCAGCGAGCUCACGCUUCGCGGCAUUCACGUCGUCCAUGUUCAAGGGUAGUCCUGCACCUACGCACGCCUCGCUAGUGGCAGUCCCUGCACAGGACGAACUCAUGAAUCUUGAUAUCCAGGCGGCAUUGUAUCCCUCUGGGCAAAACGAUACCUUCUCUCCCGCCGCAUACAAAAACUUGCAGCAGAACGCGGCUGGUCUUCUUGAAAAAUUCCAGGGCGCAUAUCAGCAGCGCACGAUAGCUUACUACGAGAUGAAGGCCGAGCGUGGGGCACAGGCCGACGAGCAGGAAGAGGCGGAUACGAAAUUGCACCAUCUGAAGAUGCAACUGGAAGAUAUGGCGCGCAAAGCAAGCGAGCAGGAGGAGAUGAUGCUGUCCCUCAUGACGGAGCUUUCGCAUGAGAAGAGGCUCCGUCUAGAGCAGCAGCAGCAGGAACAGAAGCAGAGUGGGAGCCCGCCAAGCUUAUCGGGCAUGUCCGAGGAUCUCCAAGUCGAAGAGGACCAGAAACGGUACCAAUGGCGACGGAGCGGCGACAUCGACGAUACUGAUGAGGAGAGCGUCGAGGAGGCUAGUCUCUUCUCAGCCCGGUCUCGCAGUCCCACAAUCGCCACGAGCAUAAACGAAGUGAGCAUUGCCGACCUCACAUCGCAGGCCAGGACCCCCGCGGAUCAGCCUGUCCCUCUGCCCGCGGCGCUAUCGCCGCGGACAACGCCCAAGGCAACGCAAAUGAAUACCUUUCAGAAGUUCUUUGGGGGCAAAUCAGCCGAGGUUGUCAAAACGGUGAAUAGUUGUCAAAAUUGUGAGGGGCGGGACGCAAGUGUUGCCUGGGACACGGUGAACCUGUUGAAGGACGAGAACAAGGGGCUGAAAGGGCGAGUUGAGGAGUUGGAGGGGGUUGUUGAGGGGGCGCUGGAUGUUGUGAAUGGCGUUGGGCGGUAG